Biomphalaria glabrata is the source of this 2212-nucleotide messenger RNA. Its product is annotated as adhesion G protein-coupled receptor E3-like. Gene Ontology annotation, cellular component: membrane. The transcript is spliced from 6 exons. Lineage: Eukaryota; Metazoa; Mollusca; Gastropoda; Planorbidae. Bases 23 to 1780 code for a protein of 585 amino acids. The record is from RefSeq and is a predicted model, not a curated record. Gene Ontology annotation, biological process: G protein-coupled receptor signaling pathway; cell surface receptor signaling pathway. Gene Ontology annotation, molecular function: G protein-coupled receptor activity.
UCCGUUUAAUAUAUCACUCGACAUGUGUUUAGAUAAUCUGGUUUCGUUAGAUCAAAGAAGCCUCUAUCAAAUGUUGGUCAACAUCAGGAGUCAAGGUCAAGACAGUGACAGUAACUAUGGACUCUCCAACUGUAGUGACACAAACUGGGAUGCACUCAAUGGUGAGUGUCUUGAACUGCGAUGUUCUCCUGGCAAGACAUUAAAGGCUGGAACUUGUACUUCCAUAUUUCAAGACAUUAAAGGUUUGGUCUAUAGAGUGAGGGCGUUACUUGUAUUUACUGACAAUGAUUGUGCCAGUAAAUAUUUGACAAACUCCAUCUUACUGGACCUGGCCGAACUGCAGAUAAAACAAGAUAUCUCCACUAGAAGUGAUGGCUACAUAUAUGAAGUUGGAGUUGCCCAGGAAUGGAAUAGAACUGUCACUGAUAGAGCAACUCCUGUCUUGUGGGCAGACAUUUAUGUUUUAGCUUCAAGGUUACUGACAAGAGAUUCUUUUGAGAACAUUGCUCUGGACAUUUUCUUUGGGAGCCGAUACAAGCUAGGAGGAAAUACUUUUGUCUAUUAUAACCUAUUAACUGAAGCUAUCUCUAGCUUUACGAACACAUCAGGUCUGAAGAGAGGAAAUAUUGGAGUUGAUAAAGCUUACAUUGACUUUCUGAUUCUUGGUUUGAAACAUUCCCUUACCCUGUCCUCAACUCUGACUUGCAGUUUUCUCACAUUUCAACAAACAAACUUUACUGUCCAGUGGAACAAAUUUAACGAAGUAGAAAACAUUCUAGUGACCCUGGAUGUGGGUGGGACAAAGCUAAACAUUUCUAACAUGUCAGAUUUCAAUAGCAUGGAAGUGACCAGAAACAACGAAUUACAUGUUUGUGCUAAGAUCUUGGACAAAUAUGUGAAAAAAUCAAGAGAAUCAAGGAAUGUUAAUAGACCAAUGAACGAGGCUCUGAAUAUUUUAACUUAUGCAUGUAUGGGUGCCUCAGAGUUAUGUCUCCUGCUUACCUUGGUUACGUACCUUGCAUUUCCUGAACUGAGAACUGUUCCAGGCAUCAACAACAUGUUCCUGAGUUUAAGUCUACUUCUGGCACAGCUGGCGUUGAUUCUAGCUUCCAACAGCUAUGGACCCAGUACACUCUGUACAUGUAUUGGUAUUGUGACACAUUUCUUGUGGCUGUGGCACUUCACUUGGAGUUUCCUGUGCAGCCUUCACAUGUUUAGAGUCUUUACUGCCAAGAUUCCAAGUCAUGUAACCAAAGAUGAUAACUUUUGGUUGCGGCUUUUGAAAUUGACUUCAGUGUCAUUGCUUGGUCCAGUGUUGAUAGUGAUUUCAGUUGUUGUGUACUCCUACGUCACGUCAAAGACCAUUGGGUAUGGACAGUAUUUGUGCUAUCUGGACUCCCCGAGUAGUAUUGGUGUGUCCGUGGUUGCUCCAGUCUGUUUGGUUUCAUUCUGUAACUUGAUAUUUCUGGCAAUAACAAUCGCAAGCAUACACCAAGUCAAUGCACUGUUGACCUUUGUGUCCGUAAAGAUAGACCAGUACCACAAUCUGGUUCUCUACGUCAAGCUGUCAUCUGUGACCGGGGCUUUUUGGAUUGUGACCAUUGUUGCUGAAGUCGGGGAUAUCGAUGUGUUAAGGAUCCUUGCAAUUCUGUUCAAUGGACUUCAAGGUGUCUCCAUUUUCAUCUCCUACAUCUGCAACCCAAGAGUUUAUCAUUUGUAUUUCAAGAGGUCUCCUCAACAGACUUCCUCGGCGCCACCAACAACAGAGACACUUGACUAAAUGUACACUACAGGAACUAUAUCUGUACAUCGGACAUUUUGUCUCAUUACAUUAUUGUAGCCUUUGUUUAAUUACAUUAUUGUAGCCUUUGUCUAAUUACAUUAUUGUAGCCUUUGUCUCAUUACAUUAUUGUAGCAUUUAUCUCUUCACAUUAUUGUAGCAGCAUUGCAUUUAACAAAACACUUUGGCUGCAUUUCAAUGUAAUUCAACCAUUAAUUUACACACUCUCGGCCACUCUCAGCUAUUCUCAAUGUUGGGCCAACCCUCACCACCCCCAGAGAUACAAAUAUAUAAGAAAGUAAGACUUUUUGUGGUCAUAAAGUACACAGUGUUUUAUUUGAGUUCUUCUAAUGGACUUGUACAUCUAACCGUGAGCAAGUGCAGCCACGACUUGCUCUAAAGUCUCUGGUAAAAUAAAAAAAAAAGUCAUGC